AUGUUCAUUAUGUCUCUGUAUCCAGGAAAAACCUCGGAUGAUCUUAAAGAGAGAAGGUUCCAGAUAUUGUACUUGCAGGUCCAGGAAUGGUUAGGAAAUCCUCUACCGCCCACUGAUUGGGGAUUCGAGAAGCACGAAGAGGGUCACUUACGCCCAGUGACCAACCGAAGUAAGCCGGCUCCAGACCGCCUUCUCGAAAUGGUAUCUUGUUACUGCACACAAGGGUGUGAAUCCAAGAAAUGUUCGUGCAGAAGGCACAAGAUGGUGUGUUCGAACAUCUGCAGGUACUGCGCGGGGCAUGGAUGUAGUAAUAAGUUAAGAGAAGAGGACGAGGACAACGUCGACCAUGCGGACAAAGACCUCGAGCCGAUCCCGUGUACUGAAACUGAUGUGGAAUUCAGCCUCGCUUGA
This is a messenger RNA of Phaedon cochleariae (mustard beetle), 411 nucleotides long. Lineage: Eukaryota; Metazoa; Arthropoda; Insecta; Coleoptera; Chrysomelidae. The record is from the annotation of a GenBank genome assembly.